Molecule: messenger RNA, 4623 nt
Organism: Balaenoptera acutorostrata (minke whale)
Lineage: Eukaryota; Metazoa; Chordata; Mammalia; Artiodactyla; Balaenopteridae
Gene: STX16
Product: syntaxin 16
Exons: 8
Coding region: 806-1774 (322 amino acids)
Biological process (GO): vesicle-mediated transport; vesicle fusion; intracellular protein transport
Cellular component (GO): SNARE complex; membrane; endomembrane system
Molecular function (GO): SNARE binding; SNAP receptor activity
Source: RefSeq, a predicted model, not a curated record
CCAGGGGGAACGCCAGAACCCGGGACCAUAGCACGGAAACGGCCCGGGGCUGAGCAGCAGUCAGAUCCCGGGAUGGAGGGAGCCGGAGAAGAGGAGUGAGGAGGCCGGGGAGGCAGGCCCUGCUGCCCUCCUGGAGGCCGGCAGCCUGCGGUGGCAGUGGAGGACCAGGCCGCCCACAGAGGGAAGGGGUCAGGAGGUCGGGCCUCGACCUUAGCAGGCUCAGACCAGGCCCCAGAAGGGAGCUGCAGAAGUUCAGGGCCCAGGCCUGGCUCGGGUUGUCCAAAGGGGACCUCAGGCAGGCCUCCCAGAGCCUCUGGCGGGGACACUGAGCCGGAGACAGGCCUGAGGGCCCGGCCCAGACGCCUGUGAGCCAAGUUAGGCAGAGCCAGCUAAGGCCCUAGGGGGUGUCAGAGACUAAUGUGGUAGGGGGCUUCAGGGCCUCCCAGCCCGGAGCCGGAUUGGCGAGUUAGACGCUUGUAGAUCCAAGGUUGGAUUGGGGAGGGGUCUCUGGGAAGUUGGCUAGCAACGCAAGGAUUGGGGGGAUUUAAGUGCUUAGAGAUCGAAGGCAGGUCUUGGGUAGGGGGAGUCAGACAAUCGGAAAGCCUAGGUGGUUAUUUGGGGAGGGGUCUUUGCGCUUAGACGAAGCGCAGAGCAGCGCCUGCUCGGCUGAAGGCCCGAGGCCUUGUCAAGAGAAGCUCCUGUGAAGGGUGGGCUAGACUAGGCCAGGCCAAGAGAAAGAAAGUGAAUAAACCUGGCCUCGAAGUGGGCGGGGGGCCCCUGAGCGGGGGGUCACAAAGGGUGAGACAUGGCCACCAGGCGUUUAACGGACGCUUUCUUGUUGUUGCGGAAUAAUUCCAUCCAAAACCGGCAGCUGUUAGCCGAGCAAGUGAGUAGUCACACCACCUGCAGCCCUCUGCAUUCACGUAGUAUUGCUGCGCUUGCGGAUGAUCGCAUGGCUCUGGUGUCAGGCAUUAGCUUAGACCCAGAAGCAGCAAUUGGCGUGACAAAGCGGUUACCUCCUAAAUGGGUGGAUGGAGUGGACGAAAUACAGUACGAUGUUGGCCGGAUUAAACAGAAGAUGAAGGAGUUAGCCAGCCUUCAUGACCAGCACUUAAACAGACCCACCCUGGAUGACAGCAGCGAGCAGGAACAUGCCAUUGAGAUCACCACCCAAGAGGUCACGCAGCUCUUCCACAGGUGCCAGCGUGCAGUGCAGGCGCUGCCCAGCCGGGCCCGCAGGGCCUGCUCGGAGCAGGAGGAGCGGCUCCUUCGCAACGUGGUGGCCUCCCUGGCGCAGGCUCUGCAGGAGCUGUCCACCAGCUUCCGGCGCGCGCAGUCGGGCUGCCUCAAGCGCCUGAAGAAUCGAGAGGAAAGAUCCCAGCAUUUUUUUGAUACAUCAGUACCACUGAUGGACGAUGGAGACGAUAAUACUCUUUAUGAUCGGGGUUUUACAGAUGACCAGGUGGUGCUGGUGGGGCAGAGCACACUGAUGGUGGAAGAGCGGGAGCGGGAGAUUGGCCGGAUCGUGCAGUCUAUUUCUGACCUAAACGAGAUAUUUAGGGACCUCGGGGCGAUGAUUGUAGAGCAGGGUACCGUCCUUGAUAGAAUCGACUAUAAUGUUGAACAGUCCUGUAUCAAAACUGAAGAUGGCUUGAAACAGCUUCACAAGGCAGAGCAGUAUCAGAAGAAGAAUCGGAAGAUGCUUGUGAUUCUCAUAUUAUUUGUCAUCAUCAUUGUCCUCAUUGUGGUCCUCGUCGGCGUGAAGUCGCACUGAGCAGCGCUGGGCCGGGGCGUGAGGCCCGCGUGGACCCGGGUGCGCGGGCCCGGCGCCCGUGGGUUCCUGCCGAGGUGCGGCCCCGGGCCAGUCGGGGCGGCGAGCGUUUCCGUGGACGCCUCUGCGCCGUCGUGCUCGCGCAAGGGGAAGGGGCCUCUGCUUUUCCUUCACUGUCAACACUUGAAGGACCUUGGAUACUGCUGCAGAUUAGAGAUGAGUUCUCUCUUCAGUUAUAAUAUAUUUUUUUUUAGAAAGAGAAAACGAGUUGAAGGUUUACAGGCCUCCUCAAGCUGUUCGAUAUAUUAUAUCUGUAUAUGCUAUUUUUUUUAGCAGUCAUGUCUGAGCAGCAUGUUAAAAUAAUUUUUGGAAAAAUUUUUUUUAAACCAUCUGGUUUUUAAGAAAUUUGGUACCAAAAAUUUAUGAGUAAAGGCAAAAAUGCCUCUUCAUUUUUCUCUAUAUAUUUUCCAGUUGAAAACAAACUGAGAAGUCCUUUAAGAAUUUGUAAUCCAUGCCCCUUUAACUUAAUUUAGCUUUUCCAUCACUGUUAAUGAUCAGAGUAACAAAGUGUGAAAAAUAAGAAACCAUCAUUGAUGUUAAUUAACACAUUUAGAUGGGCCAGUUAAAAACAGCUUUAUAAGUUUAAAUUAAUUGCAAAUGGAGUAUUCCUCAUCUAAAAUUUGUGCACUGCAUGUUCUCCCGUAACCAAAAGGGGUUACUAAGCAAAACCACCUAAAUUUAAAAGUUGGUGAUUUGAAAUAACCUCACAUUGAGAGGAAGCUUCGUAGUGUUGUGAAAGUCACCAGAAGCAGCCGGUGUGUCUCUGUGCUUGUCCCCAGCCAUCCUUGCUCAAUCCAUUGCUUAUGUACUCACUACUUAAUGACCUGUUCAAACCAGACACCAUUUAAUGAACUGUGAAUUUACACAGAGGCCAUUCUAAAUGGGUCACCCCAUAUAGGAUUAGUGGGUCUCAAAUUAUUAACCAAACAUCACUCCAUUUCAAAGUAAAAUAUUCCACCAGUGGUUUGAUUUAUUGGCCCUUCGUUUGCCACUUACCAUGCCCAGAAAGUAGGCAUAUUCUUGCAAUUUGUUAAAAUCUUGGCUAGAAAAGCCCCUCGUUUGUGUGAGCGUGAAUCAGAUCGCCAAAGUAGGACUUUGUUGUUUACUUACCUGUUAUCAAUAUGGUGCUUGAAUAUAUUCCUGGACCUGUGAAAUAAUGUGGAAAGUGAUAACUUUGAAAACUGAAGUUGUUCAUGUUUUAAUUGGUCUUGAGACACCAGUAUUGUUUUAAUGGUCUUUGCAUCAUUUUCAAUGGCUUUCCAUUAUUUUUACCUUUCUUAAAAUGUUUUAAAAGAGCAUGAUCUCAUUAAAUGUGCUGCCGUUUAUUUGGACCAGUCACAUAGAAUGUUUCUCUAGAACUGACUUUGAAGUUAUUUCCAGAAAUUUAAACUCAAGUCCCGAGAUUCAAGUUGUCCAAACAGAUCAUGGGCUUAAAACCCAGACCCCUGCCCCAGCCUUCCCUUCCCUAGUGGUUUACGACGCCGGGCAGUCACUGGUUUUCUUAUUACUGAUGUGGCCGUAGGAGGAUCUAAAGGUGCCCCUGGCAUUUCAGGAAAUAGCACGGCAUUCCCUGACAGUUAUUUAUUGGGAAAGAAGGUCAGGGGUAAGUGUCCAGCCCCUCCUCGAUCGCCCCUGAAAUGGGGGGCCUCUGCGGUCCUCGAGAGUAGCUGUAGGCGUCUUUCGUCUCAACGGUUCUGACCUCGUGGAGUCAAGCUGCUCCUAGCAGCGGGGCUGUCGAGAUGAGGGGCCUCCCUCCCAGACAGUCUGCAAUGGUGAUAUGGGUUACUGCUGAAGCUUUUCAAGUGCUGCGUCUUACUGACCUUUGAAGGAAAGUGACCCAUUGAGAAAGGAUCACUGUUCAUUUGUAUUUAUUUUCAGUGAAUAGGGUGACUAGAGUUGGGUUUUUUACCCAACUCAUUGGGUAAAACAAUGAAUCUUGGAAUGGCUUGAAGGAUCCUGUGUGGGAUCCGGGCAGCUGCCCCCCACUGACUGGAUCCAGUGCAGUGCCAGCUAAAGCCCGGCCGUCCGCUGCCACCACUGUGUCCCAAGGCGGGGAAGUGGCCCCGAGCCCAUGCACCACAAAACACUGUACUGUUCUGUUGAGCCUUCACUUGCGGAAAGAUCCGCAGCAUUGCGGGAGCAGGGGCAAGUUAGUAACCAGCGUCCUGGCACCUGAGGGUCCUUCUCCCCCUCCUCUUCCUGCCCACAGCUCUGGGGGCAGUGAUGACCUGUCCCGUUUCUCCCCUCGCCUGGAGUGCACCCCGAGAAGAGGGCCCACAGGGAGGGCUCCUCUGGGCUCAGCCUGGACCCCUGCCCCCUGUAACGUGCCCUGGGUGGCUCUGUUGACCAGGGCUGGAGAGGGGAAACGUAGACAUUGACUGUCAGGUCCCCAGAGCUCCUGAUAUUUCCCGAGAGAUCGUAACUGAAAGCUACUGUCUCUUGUUUUAUUAAUUUGGGGUUGGGGGGAGGUGCUGGCUCGCCCGCCAUGGGUGCGAAGCCGCGUACAUCUCUAAUUUAACGAAUUUACUGCGUUCUCUGCUAAUUGAGAGAGCAUUAUUUAUUUGUUUUGACACAAGCGCUUUCAGUGUUUUAUCCUGGCUAAUGGCUUCUUAAAGGUAAUAAAACCCUUCCAACCUAAUUGGUCAGAUAAGACUUUUUUUCUUGUGUGCUUAAACAAAGCAAUUAGUGAAGCGCUUCUAUCUAAAAUGACUUUUUUUGUCCUUUUUUUAAAACUAAUUUACUCUUACUGGAAACUUUUUGUACAAUAAAGCAGUCGUGCAGAUUAAAGAACA